AUGAAAACAAGUAUAUUCUUUUGCAAUCUCGGCAUUUUCUUCUUGUUGAUUGAAAAUGUCUUUGGAGCGGCGGGAGGAGGAUAUCAUGAACCCAGCAUCGAGACAAUUGAAAAAUGCCACAAUCAAGAGAAAGAGAAAUGCACAUGCCACAAGAAGGAUCCAUUCUGUAACCGAAGUUUCGCAAUGAGUCACUGGAACAGUAUCUUCAAAUGCAUUUCGGCAGUUCAGAAAACGAUGAAAAACGUUGAUGUGGAGAAGAAAAAAGAUGAAAAAGAGGAGGAGAAAGAAGAAGAGGAAGAAGAAUGA
Molecule: messenger RNA, 306 nt
Organism: Caenorhabditis briggsae
Lineage: Eukaryota; Metazoa; Nematoda; Chromadorea; Rhabditida; Rhabditidae
Exons: 4
Coding region: 1-306 (101 amino acids)
Source: RefSeq, a predicted model, not a curated record